This is a messenger RNA of Cladophialophora carrionii CBS 160.54, 420 nucleotides long. RefSeq lists its product as uncharacterized. The transcript has a single exon. Bases 1 to 420 code for a protein of 139 amino acids. The record is from RefSeq and is a predicted model, not a curated record. NCBI's taxonomy places the organism in Eukaryota, Fungi, Ascomycota, Eurotiomycetes, Chaetothyriales, Herpotrichiellaceae.
AUGCAAGCGAUCGUGGAUGGCGAAAUCUACGCCCUCGUCCACGAACUUCUUGCUCUUCGUCGGAGAGAUCCCGAUCCCGACCUCCACGACCUGCUCUUCAGAGACAUCACCGACGAAUUGGACGCCAUCAUAGUGGUUGACGACAUGGAACGCAGUCUACUGCAGGAUAUGGAAAGUGAAAAGCGAGUCACUGCGCGGAUCAAGGUCUUGGAGCGACAUCGGAACAUUCGAAGAUUGAGGGAGGCAAAGGAGAAAGUGGAGCUGGCUAUGGAGCAGUAUAUGGCAGCGGUUGAAGCUCAAGCAUGGGAACAGAAGGCGCAGGCGUCAGGUUUGGGGGUCCAGACGCGCGUGGAUGAGGCUAAUGAGGCACUGAAGAAGAGGACUUCUGAGUUUGAAGAGUUGAAGAAGAUGUUGGAGUGA